Centruroides sculpturatus (bark scorpion) is the source of this 1631-nucleotide messenger RNA. Its product is annotated as cytochrome P450 4C1-like. Bases 334 to 1422 code for a protein of 362 amino acids. The record is from RefSeq and is a predicted model, not a curated record. Gene Ontology annotation, molecular function: iron ion binding; oxidoreductase activity, acting on paired donors, with incorporation or reduction of molecular oxygen; heme binding. The transcript has 11 exons. NCBI's taxonomy places the organism in Eukaryota, Metazoa, Arthropoda, Arachnida, Scorpiones, Buthidae.
UUUUCUCAACGUGACAAGCAAUACCACAAUUCAUACAUCGGGAUACUAGCUUUAAAUGUAACUGCGGGACUCUCUACGCUAUUUCCAAACGAGAAAGUUGUCUGUAUAAAUAUACUUGGAUAUAAAUUAAUUAUUUUCUUACAUCCAGAAUCUGCAAAGGAAGUAUUAAAAAGCAACAGAUUAAUCAAUAAGGAUUCUACAUAUGAUUUCUUCAAGCCAGUUCUCGGAGACAACAGUUUUUUUCUCAGUUCUGACGAUGAUUGGAGAAGAAGAAGAAAAUAUUUAGCUCCACAUGGACAUGUUUGGAAUCUGAAAGAUGAUCAAAGUGUAUUUAUGGAGCAUUCAAACGUCUUAGUCGAAAAACUCAAACAAUUGCAAGAAAAUGAAUUAUUCGAUAUUCUGAAAUGGAUGAAAUAUUGCACUCUCGACAUAAUUGCAGACAUAGCAGUAGGAGUUACUCUACAUUCUCAGACUACGAACGAUCAAGAAUACGUGUCUGCAUUAAACAGAAUUUUGAAAUAUUAUCCUGAAUGGCUAGUAAAUCCAAUGUACUGGUUUUUCCCAAUUUUUUUCAUGAGUAAACUGGGAAAAAAUUACAAUAGGGACAUUCAAACAAUUCAUCGUUUCGACGAAAAGGUGUUCAAAAGAAGAAAAGAACAUUUCGAGAAAAAUAUGCAGCAGCAACAUUCCUUAAACAAAGAAACACGUAAUGAAGAGGAAUUGAACUUGGAACCAAAACAGCGUAUGAUCGAUUCCCUGUUGGAUCUUCAUGUCAAACAAGGUUUAAUAUCGGAAGAUGACGUUAUCAGAGAUAUGGGAGGCACUAUUGUAGCUGGUUUCGACUCAACCGCCCACGUUCUGUCCUGGGCUCUUUAUUUCUUGGGAAGAUUCCACGAUAUACAAGAGAAAGUGUAUCUAGAAUUGCAAGAAAUUUUUAAAAAUGAUUUCAAUAGAAAUAUUACUAUCGAUGACCUGACGAAAAUGACGUACUUAGAAUGCGUAAUUAAGGAGUCUAUGAGAAUCUAUCCUCCUUUUCCUUUGAUUGGAAGAAAAAAUCCAUCGGAAAUGAAAAUAGGUAAUUACGUGCUGCCUGCAAAUUCCACUUUUAUCAUAAAUAUCUAUGGUAUUCAUCAUAAUCCUUCUGUUUACGAAAAUCCCGAAGUGUUCGAUCCAGACCGUUUCCUAUUUGAAAACUAUAAAAAUCUUCAUCCUUAUGCAUAUCUGGCAUUUGCUGUCGGUCCACGAAAUUGUCUCGGAAGUAAACUCGCCAUGAUUAUGAUAAAAAUGGUUUUGGCAAAUGUUCUUCGUAAUUUUAAAGUUUACUCUUUAGAUCCUCAGGAUAAAAUCUUAAUCUCAUACGCAAGUAUGUUGACCCCAAUAUCGGGUAUAAGAAUGUGUGUAGAAAAAAGACGAAUGUUGUAAAAUAUUAACUAAGAUUUGGGUAAUUUUCGUUUCAAUCGUAUAUCAAUAUAAACAAAAGCCUGUAUCAUAUAAUCUCGACGAAUGCAUUUAGAAACUGCAUCGAAAUAAUUCUACCUAUUGUUAAACUUUACUCAUAAAUUGUAAUUCAUAUUUUUAUAGAUAAAAAGUACGAAAAUAAAAUGUAUAUGGUUAUUGUUAUUAAAUCUGCU